AUGACAUUUAUCAGGGAAAUCGUUUCUCAUUUUACUUUGUACAGCGUUGGAUGUGCUUGCCCUGAUCCGGAUACUGAUGAACUAGAGGAUGAGCAAAAUGGGAUAGUGCACGUGCGUCAGAUGGAGUUGUGGCGGGUGUACGACGGUGGCCUGAUGGACAUCGGGGAGAUUUGUGACGAUAUUGAACUUGUCUGCCGAUCACAGAGGGCCAUGUGCUUGAUGGAGAAACGGCACGAUUCAGGCGUUACCACUGUGCGCCGCGGUCGUUGCACGUGUCCAGUAAACUCGGUCGCUGUGUACCAGACCAACUUGCGUUAUCACGAAUGCUUCAACCGGACUGAACGGAACAGUAACGAAGCCGUCCAUUCUUGUCUGGCCUGUCAAUUGGACGGUGGAGAAUGCUAUGAUAUUGAUAACGAUGGUCUGAACGAUGGAUGCCAGUACCCGACAGUUCGCUCGAACGCACCCGAUCUACGGACCAAUGACAAUCCACGGACUCUGUGCCAAAGAGUGCAGGUACUCACUCACUGUACCUCGCUCGGUGUCACGGUGUGCCUCAUUCCACACGGCUCUCACCGACCGAUCGAUGGGUGUUUGCCGUUGAAGCAACUGCCUACACAGUGGUUUGCUCGGAUUUUGGUCCCGACUCGUUCACAUCAGAGACAGAUGAACCAGAGGUGCGAACUACAGCCCGUAGAAAAGUUUACAAUUGGAAAUGAGAAAAUUUUGGGGAUGCUGCCGGACUCUGGAACUAAUGCACUGUGUGCCCAACUGAAUCGCCAGCUUAAAGAGGAAUUUUUGUGCGGAACCAAGCUCACACAAAAUUAUUCCUGUGAUACCUUCAUCACCCACCAGCAGACAACAUAUUAUGGCCGUUUGGAGGCAUAUUCUGCGCUUGGUCGAAUUUCUCAGACGAUUUUAUUUUACUGUAAGGCUGAUGUGCCUUGCAUCCCACAUCCAGACAAUCUCGAAGAGCAGUCAAUUUUCUCCUACAAGCUGCAAAUUUUAAAUGAAAAAUUUGAAAAUGUGGAUUCCAUUAACGAAUCGUCAAUAGUUCGUCUGAAAAUCAGCUCUAAAGCAUCCUCAACUCCGGUCUCUAUCGGCUUCUGUGUUGCUAUGGCUACUUUCCACUUGCCCAGUAAUCUGCUGGGCCUGAAGACCAUUCUGCUUAGGCACCGAAUGAACAGAUGUUUUUCCGAGGUGAACUACAAAACUGUAUCCAAUUAUGGAAAAUCCAAAUACGAGUUCGUAGACCUAUGGCCCAUAUGGUGGACGCUAGAGCCUUCUCGCAAUCUAUCGUACAUGUCCAGUCCAAUAAUAACAACAAAAGUUUUGCCCAAUUGGCGGAUAGCCCAGUUUAUUUGUCAAGUGCAUGUUUGUAUUCAAGCGAACUGCGAUACAAUACUUGUCAAAUGAUCAUGUGUCUUAAAACGGAGUACUUAAUGCUGGCUACAUUCCUCUUGGUACUCCUUCAUCUAAUCGCCGUGACGCUGGUUUUGUUCCUCCGGCAAAAGCGACUAGGUCGCCGUCGCUGUGGUAAUCA
Molecule: messenger RNA, 1543 nt
Organism: Dicrocoelium dendriticum
Lineage: Eukaryota; Metazoa; Platyhelminthes; Trematoda; Plagiorchiida; Dicrocoeliidae
Source: the annotation of a GenBank genome assembly